Messenger RNA from Diatraea saccharalis (sugarcane borer), 1643 nucleotides. NCBI's taxonomy places the organism in Eukaryota, Metazoa, Arthropoda, Insecta, Lepidoptera, Crambidae. The record is from the annotation of a GenBank genome assembly.
AGUCAGCUGUUCAUUACACGGAUUGUUUGUUUACAUGAAGUUUGAUUUUUAAUUCUAAACUAAUUCAUUUAAUAAAGAAAUCAAUAGCAUAUGUUUAAAACUCAUUAUGGCAUCAAGAUUUAGUGGUGCCCUGCAGCUAACAGAUUUGGAUGACUUUAUUACGCCAUCACAGGAAUGUAUCAAACCUGUUAAAAUAGAGAAAACGAAAUCAAAAACCGGUGCAAAAAUAAAAAUUGGCGAGGAUGGCUACUUUGAUAUAUCUGGAGGAAGAGAGCAGAAGCUCCAAAAAGUUGAAAUCACUUUAGCAGACUGCCUGGCGUGCAGUGGUUGCAUCACUUCUGCAGAGAGCGUGCUUGUUACUCGACAGAGUCAAGAAGAGCUACUGAGGGUAUUCAAUGAGAGAAAGUACAAGGACAAUAAGGGUGUAACAAAAAAUGUCAGUCUGAUUGUCAUAUCACUGUCACCACAGCCUGUGUUAUCACUGGCUGUCCGCUACAAACUUAGUGUUGAAGAAGCCACCAAAAAGUUGGCAGGAUACUUCAAAAGUUUAGGGGCUGACAUGAUAUUAGAUAUGACUAUAGCUGAAGAUCUGUCACUCCUGGAAGCACAGCAGGAGUUCUUAGAGCGUUAUCAUAAUCAACAAAAUGAGCCCUCAUCAAAAAACUUACCAAUGCUUUCUAGCUCUUGUCCAGGUUGGGUCUGCUACGCUGAAAAGACACACGGUUCGUUUAUAUUACCGCACAUAUCAACCACCAAGUCGCCACAGCAGAUAAUGGGUUCGUUGGUGAAACAGCUGCUCUCCGAGUCGCGGGGCGUUAUCCCUGGCGAAGUAUACCAUGUUACGGUUAUGCCGUGUUACGAUAAGAAACUCGAAGCUUCCAGAGAGGAUUUUUAUAGCGAAUUAUUGAAUUGUCAUGACGUCGAUUGCGUCAUCACUGCCAUUGAAAUAGAGCAAAUGCUCGGCAAUAGCAAUAUGUCGCUAUCGGAGGCAGCAGACGGCGAGCUGGAGAACCCGUGGGGGACGGAGGAGGACGGCACACCGCCCUCCAUUAAACGGCACAUCGGCUCCGGAUCCGGCGGAUACGCCGACCAUGUAUUUCUGUACGCAGCCGAGCAUCUAUUCGGCGAGACGAAUGCACGACUGGUUUACAAGAAUUUGAGGAAUCCUGACUUUAGAGAGGUGACAUUAGAGAAGGACGGUAAAGAAGUGUUGAGGUUCGCGAUCGCGAAUGGCUUCAGAAAUAUACAGAACCUCGUGCAGAAGUUAAAGCGCGGGAAGUCGCCGUACCACUACGUGGAGGUGAUGGCGUGCCCCUCAGGUUGUUUAAACGGCGGCGCGCAAGUGCGCAGCGCCACGGCGGAGGGGGGGCGCGAGUUGGUCCGCGCGCUGGAGGCGGCGCACGAGCGGCUGCCACUAGCGCCGCCCCCCCGCGCCGCCCGCGCCCUCUACGCGCGCGCGCUGCACGGCCACCACUCGGACAAGGCGCGCGCCCUCCUCCACACCGCCUACCACGCGGUCGACAAAACUGACCUCACACUCAAUAUCAAGUGGUGAACAUAGACAUAUACCUGCGAGUCAUACGCGACGCGACCGUACAAGCGAAACUUUUUAUAUCUAUUUACUUACUUGUAUACAUACAAAU